AAAACUCCAAGGUCCAAUUAGCUUCUUGGGAUCGUUCCAACAAGCCCAAUCUUCAUGUCUCUCCGGGAGAUACCUGUCAAGACAAGAUGACAACUCUUGAAAAAGACAAAGUGGCGGAGACCCCUGAUGUGAAAAGUGAGUCCGUCAAUGGUGAUCCUCAACCUACCAAUGAUCUGGCUAAAUCUAAAACUCAGCCUGAAAGCAAUGUGGAAGAUUCCGAGCCUCAGCCCAACAAGGAUCUUUCGGAUUCCGAAACAGAGCCCGAGAAAGUACUUCCUGCAUCCGAAAGCCAGGUCACUAGUGAUUAUGCAAAUACAGGAGUAUUGCCUACCCCUGAAUUGGACAACACCAAAGAACCUUUGAACAAUGAACCUGAGAAAACUGAAGCACUACCCAACAAACAAUCGGGUGAUACUGGGCCCCCGGACACUAAUCAACUAGUAGACACCCAGGUACCACUUAACGAUACAUCAGUCAACUCUGAAGCUACUCCUGAGGCACCAACCACAAAUGAGCAGGUUGAUUCUGAGGCAAUUGCAAGCAAUGGCGUGGCUCAUUCUGAAACACAGACCAGUAAUGAUGUCACUGAAACACAGCACACGGAGGUUAUUUUCUCUGAGACUCAGCAAAGCAAUGAAGUUGUCAUUUCUGAAACUCAGCCCAGCAGUGAGGUUGUUAUGUCUGACACGCAGCCUAGCAGUGACUUAGUAGCGCCUGAGACACAGCCCAGCAAUGAGGCAGUCAUUCACGAAGCACAUGCUGGCCAUGAUGUGGUAACGUCAGAAGCUAUAUCUGAACAUGAGUUGGCCAAUUCCACAACUGAUCCUAACAAUCAGCUCUCCCUUCCAGAAAAUCUUCCAGAUCAUCAUCAAUUCACUGAUCUCCAUGUGAUUCCAGAAGGCCAGUUGCCUCAACCUGAACCACUACCACAUUCCGAACAACUUCCUAGUUCUGAACCACUGUCAGACAGUCAUCUUGCAGACAUCAAACCAAUACCUGAAGAUCACCUGGCCCAGUAUGAUACUCUGCCCAACAAUCAUCUGCACCAUUCUGAGGAACUGUCCAACCACCAGCUAGCUAACUCUGAAGCACUGUCCCAUGAUCAGCUAGACAAUUCCCAAAUGAUACCUCACUAUGAGCUGACAAAUAACGAAACGCUGCAUGACAAUCGGGUAGUCGGUUCUCAAGCACACUAUGAGAUUGUUAAUGCUGAAACUCCACUGAACCAAGAGGAACAUACACCGGAAACACAGCCAAGCAGGAGGAGGAAAAAGAAAUCUAUAGUCUGGGAACACUUCACCAUAGAAAGAGUCAGUGCUGGAUGUAGAAGGGCACGCUGCAAGCAAUGCGAAAAAAGUUUUACAUACAUUAAUGGUUCAAAAGUGGCUGGGACUAGCCACCUUAAACGCCAUAUUGUCAAGGGAACAUGUCCAGGGCUUCAGCGUAACCAGGAUCCGAACCAGGUGACUCCAUAUACUCUGCGAUCAAGGGGUGGUGGUUCUGGCAAAAUUUUAACUAUUGCUUCUAAACUUUGAUAAUUCAAAAUAUAUUUAGGAAUAUACAGUUAUCGUAAAAUUAUGUCUAUUGUUUAUAUUUGAUAUGAUGCUUGGCUCGCUUCAAUGUUCAAAGAGUGAGUGAAGUACCAACCCGGCCCUGUUCAUUUUUAAGAAUGACA
This is a messenger RNA of Arachis stenosperma, 1675 nucleotides long. RefSeq lists its product as uncharacterized. The coding region runs from base 87 to 1535 and encodes 482 amino acids. Lineage: Eukaryota; Viridiplantae; Streptophyta; Magnoliopsida; Fabales; Fabaceae. The transcript has 2 exons. The record is from RefSeq and is a predicted model, not a curated record. Gene Ontology annotation, molecular function: DNA binding.